Oreochromis niloticus (Nile tilapia) is the source of this 967-nucleotide messenger RNA. RefSeq lists its product as uncharacterized. Lineage: Eukaryota; Metazoa; Chordata; Actinopteri; Cichliformes; Cichlidae. The coding region runs from base 39 to 884 and encodes 281 amino acids. The record is from RefSeq and is a predicted model, not a curated record. The transcript has 3 exons.
AACUGGCAACCUCAGGACAGUGUCAUGGGUAUCGUUGGAUGCACCAGAAGUGUUGGAUGAAUGGCAUUGUUACUGACAGAGAAACCGUUCGUCUUCUGCUCCGUUUAUUCGAUGGAGAAGGUGUGGAUUUGAGGUCACGAAGACGACUGCGGAGGCGAGUGUAUCAUAGCAGAGGCCCCAACUAUGUGUGGCAUAUCGACGGCUACGAUAAGCUGAAGCCAUUUGGGAUUGCAAUCAGUGGAUGCAUUGACGGCUUUUCAAGGAGUGUAAUAUGGCUAGACGCUUACAAGACAAAUAAUGACCCGAGAGUAAUUGCUGGCUACUUCAUGGAUGCCGUGAUUCAACAAGACAAUGAACCAGAAAGAGAGCACGUCAUAUUUGGAGCAAGUACAGGAAAUCAACGCAUUGAAAGAUGGUGGCUCAUCUUACGAAGCCAGUGUAUCCAGUACUGGAUUGAACUAUUUGACAAACUAAGAGAGGAUGGCCACUUCUCAGACUCUUUCUUGGACAAAUCAUUGGUCCAGUUCUGUUUUCUUCACAUUAUACAGGAAGAAUUAAAUGAAGUUGCUUUGGCCUGGAAUGACCACAGAAUGCGCCCAGUCCACAACUCCCGAAGUCCUCACGGCCGACCAUCUUUUAUGUAUGCCCUCCCAGACAUUUAUGGCGCGAGGGACUGUCUCAAACAUAUCAAUAUGGACAAAGUUGAAGCCUGCCUUGAAGAAUGCGUGUUCAAAGACUUUCCAUGUGAAGAGGAUGUUUUUCAUCUCUGUGUAGAACUCAUGUCAGAACAUAACCUGGACUUCUCAGAUGAUGUGUUUCAUACAGUGGAUCUGUAUGUAAAGCUAAGGCAGUUGAUGCUUACUGAGUUGGAGCUUUUGCCUUAAAGGUUAGACAUCAUUAUGCAUUUGAUUGAGGUGGCAAAAACACAUUCUUUGACCCUUGUCCUUCAGGGACAUCUAGGGAUAUU